AUGGCGAUGCACCUGAGACGACUAGGUCACAAUCGAAAGCUUGCGUCUAAUGUUGCUCGUCCCAUAGAGCUGUGGUCAAGAUCUUUUGCAGCUUCGCCGAAAGAUGACGAUGAACCAAAACCCAGUCAAAUUCAGCUUCAGGCACAGGAGAUGUUGGACAUAUGUUCAAGAGGCGUCGGGCAAGUGAUCUUUCUCAAUUCACCUACAUCAGGAGCAGUCAUUCUAGGCGGUCUCGCCAUCAGUAGUCCUUAUCUAGCAGGAUUGGGGGCUCUUGGUGCUAUUACCGCAACCGGUACGGCGAAGCUUGCCGGAAUGGAUAACGGUAUGCUAAAGGAUGGACUAUGGACAUACAAUGGAUGCUUGGUUGGAUGCGCUGCAGCUGUAUUUGGUCCAGCCUCCGUAUUAGCAUGCACAACUUCGACCAUUGUUGGUGCCGCGGCGACACCAUUUGUUUCAGCAACCCUCAAGGAAAUAAUGAUCAUGCCUCAGUGGACAUACUCCUUCAAUGCUGUCGCCUUGACAUCGCUGUUGCGAACGCGGCCUUUGCUCCCUCCACCAGAAACCUCAACUGAAGCAGUAGAACCAAUUGUGAGCACUGUCGGAAUGGGAGACAUAUUGGUGGCGCCAUUCACUGGAAUAUCCCAAAUUUUUGUCGUUGAAUCUGCGCUCUCUGGAGGUAUCAUCUGGUACGGAAUUGGAAUGUACUCGCCCGGACUUGCAGGUCACGCACUCAUGGGAUCCGCCAUUGGAAUGCUCUCUGGUGCUCUCAUGGGAGCGGAUGCUUCCGAACUUGCCAUGGGCCUGUGGGGCUACAACUCCGCAUUGACCAGCAUGGCUGUUGGAGUCUUCUUUGUUCACUCAAUCCCAGCCGUCGCACUGAGUGCUUUUGGUGCGGCCGCAACAGCCAGUGUAUUUGGUGCCAUGAAAACGAUCGGCGGGAUCUAUGGAGCUCCAGCAUUGACGUUGCCAUUCUGUACCACCGUGUCCGCGUGCUACCUGUUCGGAAAGCAAGUGAAGGGUCUGGAAUUCGCAUCGGCACCGCACUCUCCGGAGAAGAACAAACCAUGA
Cylindrotheca closterium is the source of this 1068-nucleotide messenger RNA. NCBI's taxonomy places the organism in Eukaryota, Bacillariophyta, Bacillariophyceae, Bacillariales, Bacillariaceae. The record is from the annotation of a GenBank genome assembly.